CAAAUUCUGACAUUGCCUCUUCGAUGAACUGGCAUUUCCUCAAACAACUUCCACGCAAAAAAAAAAAAAAAAAAGGAACCCUUCAAAAAAUAAAAAUAAAAAAAAUCAGAGAUCCGACUGCAGAGGGAUCCCAACACUGAGACUGAAGACGAAGAAGAAGGAGAUGGGCUGGGGAUGGAAGCUUUACGAGGGGAGCGUGGUGGUGGGCUCCCUUUCGUUGUUGGGCUGGGCCGGGCUCUGGUUCUUGAACCGGCGAUUGUACAAGGAGUACGAGGAGAAGCGGGCCUCGGUUCAGAUCCUCUUCAGCGCCGUGUUUGCUUUCUCUUGCAACCUCUUCCAGCUUGUGCUCUUCGAGAUCCUUCCCGUUCUCUCCAAACAUGCAAGGUGGGUCAAUUGGAAGGUGGAUUUGUUCUGCUUGAUAAUGUUGCUGGUGUUCAUCUUGCCUUACUAUCAUUGCUACUUGUUGCUCCGUGAUAGUGGUGUGAGAAGAGAACGAGCUGCACUUGGAUCAAUCUUAUUUUUGCUAGCAUUUCUGUAUGCUUUUUGGCGACUCGGUGUCCACUUUCCUAUGCCUUCUCCAGACAAAGGGUUCUUUACUAUCACUCAAUUAGUUAGCAGAAUUGGUGUGAUCGGCGUGACUGUUAUGGCCGUGCUCUCUGGCUUUGGAGCUGUUAAUCUUCCUUACGGCUAUUUGUCUCUCUUCAUCAGGGAGAUUGAGGAGUCAGAUAUUAAAGCUUUGGAAAGGCAGUUGAUGCAAUCAAUAGAAACCUGUAUCACAAAGAAGAAGAAAAUCAUCCUGUCGCAAAUGGAAAUGGAGAGAAUUCAAGGAUCAGAGGAGAAGCUAAAGGGAAGAUCUUUUCUUAAGCGUAUUGUUGGUACAGUUGUUCGGUCUGUGCAAGAAGAUCAAAAGGAGCAGGAUAUUAAAAGCAUGGAAGCAGAGGUACAAGGUCUUGAAGAGCUCUCAAAACAGUUGUUUCUUGAGAUUUAUGAACUUCGCCAAGCCAAGGAAGCUGCUGCAUUUUCCAGAACAUGGAGGGGCCACUUGCAAAAUUUGCUAGGGUAUGCUUUGUCAGUCUAUUGUGUGUACAAAAUGAUAAAGUCUUUACAGAGUGUGGUGUUCAAGGAGGCUGGUUCAGUUGAUCCUGUAACAAUGACGAUCAAACUAUUUUUACAGUUCUUUGACAUAGGCAUUGAUGCUCAACUUCUAUCACAGUACAUAUCCCUGCUAUUCAUAGGAAUGUUGAUCGUUGUAUCUGUUAGAGGCUUCCUGACGAAUCUCAUGAAGUUCUUCUUUGCAGUCUCUAGAGUUGGUAGUGGGUCAUCUACCAACGUCGUACUGUUCCUAUCAGAGAUUAUGGGCAUGUACUUCGUGUCAUCUAUUCUUUUAAUAAGGAAAAGUCUAGCAACUGAAUACAGGAUCAUCAUUACAGAUGUUUUAGGUGGUGACAUUCAAUUUGAUUUCUACCACCGCUGGUUUGAUGCGAUAUUUGUGGCUAGCGCAUUCCUUUCGUUGCUAUUGCUUUCGGCACAACAUACUUCUCGACAAGCAGACAAACAUCCUAUUGAUUGAUGUGAAUAUGUACAAACCAUUCUUUCUUCUCAUUAUUUUUUUCGCAUGUAUGUUUCUACUUCUCCUUCUAUAUUCUGUUGGACAUGGGCAAAGGUGAGUGUAUCUUACCACCAAAGUUUGCUUGAUUCCUGAGGAUAUCAGUAAACAUCUUUCGCAUUGUCAAGGAGAAAAGGAAAGUGUAACAAGAAAGAAGAGAGCUCAUGUAUUUUGACGAGCGACGAGAAGAUAUAUUACUAAUCCUAGAUCUUAUAGUUCUUCCGCGGUUGGUGGGUGGUUAUUGCUGAGUGAUACGUUAGAGAUGUUUUGUAUUGAUUAUAUAGAUAUGAGAUUCCAUGUAAUGUUAAUUGUUGAUAUGGCUCUUCCUUUGAAUUACUUGCAGGAUAUUAUGCAUAUCGAAUUAUAUGGGAAGAUUGGUAUGUUA
Molecule: messenger RNA, 1991 nt
Organism: Asparagus officinalis (garden asparagus)
Lineage: Eukaryota; Viridiplantae; Streptophyta; Magnoliopsida; Asparagales; Asparagaceae
Product: GPCR-type G protein COLD1
Exons: 13
Coding region: 164-1570 (468 amino acids)
Biological process (GO): response to abscisic acid
Cellular component (GO): membrane
Molecular function (GO): abscisic acid binding
Source: RefSeq, a predicted model, not a curated record